UGUGGGCUCCCCAAACCUUCCACUCCCUCCGCUCUUCCUCUCGUCGAUUCUUUCUUCUUCUUGUUCGAAUCCCUUGCGCAGAUUGAAAGCGAGGCUGUUGAGGGGACCCGACGAUGGCAGCGGCUGCGAGGCUGGAUCUCGACGGCAACCCGAUCAAGCCGAUGACGAUCUGCUUGAUCGGGGCCGGGGGGUUCAUCGGAUCCCACCUCUGCGAGAAGCUGAUGGCCGAGACGCCGCACACGGUGCUGGCCGUGGACGUCUACAACGACAAGAUUAAGCACCUCCUCGACCCCCCGCCGCCGCCGCCGCCCGCGGACGGCGGGCAGCAGGCCCGCAACCCCUGGGACGGCCGCAUCGAGUUCCACCGCCUCAACAUCAAGCACGACUCCAGGCUCGAGGGUCUCAUCAAGAUGUCCGAUGUGACGAUCAAUCUGGCGGCAAUCUGCACCCCGGCGGAUUACAACACCCGUCCAUUAGACACCAUCUACAGCAAUUUCAUUGACGCUCUCCCAGUUGUCAGGUAUUGUUCGGAGAACAACAAGCGCCUCAUUCAUUUCUCCACCUGUGAAGUGUAUGGGAAAACACUAGGGAGCUACCUGCCAAAGGAUCAUCCUCUGAGAAAGGAAUCAGAAUUCUAUGUGCUAAAAGAAGAUGCUUCACCAUGCAUUUUUGGUUCGGUCGAGAAGCAGAGAUGGUCUUAUGCGUGUGCCAAGCAACUUAUCGAGAGACUGAUUUAUGCUGAGGGUGCGGAAAAUGGCCUUGAGUUCACCAUCGUGAGACCUUUCAAUUGGAUUGGACCAAGGAUGGACUUCAUUCCUGGAAUUGAUGGUCCUAGCGAGGGUGUUCCUAGGGUUUUGGCAUGCUUCAGCAAUAAUCUCCUGCGCCGUGAGCCUCUAAAACUUGUCGACGGUGGCCAAUCCCAAAGGACAUUUGUCUACAUCAAGGAUGCCAUAGAAGCAGUUCUCCUGAUGAUUGAAAAUCCUGCUCGAGCUAAUGGCCACAUAUUUAAUGUGGGAAAUCCUAACAAUGAAGUCACCAUAAAGCAACUUGCUGAAAUCAUGGUACAGGUAUAUUCAAAAGUAUCAGGGGAGCCUCCUUUGGAGGCGGCUACGAUCGAUGUGAGUUCUAAGCAGUUCUACGGUGAAGGAUACGACGACAGCGAUAAACGAAUUCCCGACAUGACCAUAAUCAAUAAACAACUUGGCUGGAAUCCCAAGACAUCCCUGUGGGACUUGCUCGACUCGACGCUGGCCUAUCAGCACAGAACAUAUGCGGAAGCUGUCAGAAUGGCAAUGGUGAAACCCGUAGCGUCCAGCUAGAUUCAUGCAAUGCAUUGCGGGGAAUCAUCAUCUCUGAUUCAAUUCUUUUUAAAGCUCUCAUAUAUAUAUACACGUUAUACUUACUAGCACGUCGCCUAACUGUUUGACCCGUAAUUUUCUCCCCGAUGUGGAGAAAUUAUUUAGGAAGCUGCAACAAUUGCUGUAAUAUUCAGGUCUCAUCAGACGUUAAUUCCUCUAUUUGCAAGUAGUA
Musa acuminata AAA Group (dessert banana) is the source of this 1530-nucleotide messenger RNA. Its product is annotated as UDP-D-apiose/UDP-D-xylose synthase 2-like. Gene Ontology annotation, molecular function: carboxy-lyase activity. The transcript is spliced from 9 exons. The coding region runs from base 114 to 1319 and encodes 401 amino acids. The record is from RefSeq and is a predicted model, not a curated record. Lineage: Eukaryota; Viridiplantae; Streptophyta; Magnoliopsida; Zingiberales; Musaceae.